Molecule: messenger RNA, 3210 nt
Organism: Jaculus jaculus (lesser Egyptian jerboa)
Lineage: Eukaryota; Metazoa; Chordata; Mammalia; Rodentia; Dipodidae
Gene: Tbc1d15
Product: TBC1 domain family member 15
Exons: 18
Coding region: 38-2119 (693 amino acids)
Biological process (GO): activation of GTPase activity
Molecular function (GO): GTPase activator activity
Source: RefSeq, a predicted model, not a curated record
GGUGCCGCUACGUCAUCCGCAGGCACGCGCAGGAAACAUGGCGGCCGCGGCGGCAGCGGGCGCUGUGAGCGGGAAGAUUAUAUAUGAACAGGAAGGAGUAUAUAUUCAUUCUUCUUGUGGAAAGACCAAUGACCAAGAUAGCUUAAUUUCUGGAAUAUUGAGAGUUUUAGAAAAGGAUGCUGAAGUGAUAGUGGACUGGAGACCAUUAGAUGAUGCAUUGGAUUCUUCAAGUAUUCUCUAUGCUGGAAAGGAUUCCAGUUCAGUUGUAGAAUGGACCCACACCCCAAAAGAAAGAGUUCAUCGAGGAUCGGAACAUCUGAACAGUUAUGAAGCAGAGUGGGACAUGGUUAAUACAGUGUCAUUUAAAAAAAAACCACACACCAAUGGAGAUGCUCCAAGUCAUAGAAAUGGGAAAAGCAAAUGGUCAUUCCUCUUCAGUUUGACAGACCUGAAAUCAAUCAAGCAAAACAAAGAGGGUAUGGGCUGGUCAUACUUGGUAUUCUGUCUAAAGGAUGACGUCGUUCUCCCUGCUCUGCACUUUCAUCAUGGAGAUAGCAAACUACUGAUAGAAUCUCUUGAAAAAUAUGUGGUAUUGUGCGAAUCACCACAAGAUAAAAGAACACUUCUUGUCAAUUUUCAGAAUAAGAGCCUUUCACAGUCUUUUGAAAAUCUUCUUGAUGAACCAGCAUAUGGCUUAAUACAAGCAGGACUGCUAGACAGAAGAAAGCUGUUGUGGGCCAUUCACCACUGGAAAAAAAUUAAAAAGGACCCUUAUACAGCAACUAUGGUAGGAUUUUCCAAAGUUACAAACUACAUUUUUGAUAGUUUGCGAGGCAGUGAUCCCUCUACGCAUCAACGACCGCCUUCUGAAAUGGCCGAUUUUCUUAGUGAUGCUAUCCCAGGCCUAAAGAUAAAUCAGCAGGAAGAACCUGGAUUUGAAGUCAUCACACGAAUUGAUUUGGGAGAACGACCUGUUGUGCAAAGGAAAGAGCCUGUGUCACUGGAAGAAUGGACUAAGAACAUUGAUUCUGAAGGAAGAAUUUUAAACGUCGAUAAUAUGAAGCAGAUGAUAUUUAGAGGGGGUCUUAGCCAUUCAUUAAGAAAGCAAGCAUGGAAAUUUCUUCUGGGCUAUUUUCCUUGGGAUAGUACUAAAGAAGAAAGAACUCAGUUACAAAAACAAAAAACUGAUGAAUACUUCAGGAUGAAACUACAGUGGAAAUCUGUGAGCGAGGAGCAAGAGAAGAGAAAUUCAAGGUUAAGAGACUAUAGGAGUCUUAUCGAAAAAGAUGUUAACAGAACAGAUCGAACAAACAAAUUUUAUGAAGGCCAAGAUAACCCAGGACUGAUUUUGCUUCAUGAUAUUUUGAUGACCUAUUGUAUGUAUGAUUUUGAUUUAGGUUAUGUGCAAGGAAUGAGUGACUUACUUUCUCCUCUUUUAUAUGUUAUGGAAAAUGAAGUGGAUGCCUUUUGGUGCUUUGCCUCUUACAUGGACCAAAUGCAUCAGAAUUUUGAAGAACAAAUGCAAGGCAUGAAGACCCAACUAAUUCAGCUGAGCACUUUGCUCCGAUUGUUGGACAGUGGAUUUUGUAGUUACUUAGAAUCUCAGGACUCUGGAUAUCUGUAUUUUUGCUUCAGAUGGCUUUUAAUCAGAUUUAAAAGGGAGUUUAGUUUUCUUGAUAUUCUUCGAUUAUGGGAGGUAAUGUGGACUGACCUGCCAUGCAAAAAUUUCCAUCUACUUCUCUGUUGUGCUAUCCUGGAGUCAGAAAAGCAGCAAAUAAUGGAAAAACAUUAUGGCUUUAAUGAAAUACUUAAGCAUAUCAAUGAACUGUCCAUGAAAAUUGAUGUUGAAGAUAUACUAUGCAAGGCAGAAGCAAUUUCUCUACAGAUGGUACAAUGCAAGGAAUUGCCACAAGCAGUUUGUGAGAUCCUGGGACUUCAGGGCAGUGAUGUCACAACACCAGAUUCAGACACUGGUGACGAUGAAAAUGUUGGCACAACUUGUCACCCAUCUACAUUUCACAGCAACACCUCGCCUGCUCCUGCUGCCAGUGAAGCCAAAGAUGACCGCCCAGCACAGAUGUUAGUGUCCCAGAAUGCCAGCAGAUUAACGCCUGCAUGAUCAUUUGUCUUACAUCUUUUUAAGAGAUACUUUUGCAAUGCCUUUAAGUACACAAAAGGUGGACAUUUAAAAUCUUGGCGUUGGUCAUGCUUUAAGAUUUAUGAAAGGACAGUGUAUUGAUGUUCUUGCAUUAAAGCUUUACAAAGUUUUAAACUAAUUAUUUUUGUAGUUACUUCUACCAAAUAGCCUUUCCUUUUCAAUAACAUUCCUUAGUAUUUUUAUAGCCAAGUUCAUUUUAUUUUGUGCUAAUGAACUGGAAUUGUAUAAAUAUUACAAAUGGAUGCAUUGGAAAUUAUGCACUUUGAAAAACACUGUUUACUCUUUAGUGAGCUUUGGGUUCGAUUAAAUGUUGAGCCUUUAUAUAGCAUUCUGCACAAAGAAGUAGAUUGUUAUCCAGUGAUAAAAUUUAAAAACAAUAAAUUUUUUUCUAUUGUUUACAACAGUUCUCAGCUUAAAUAUUUAUGCUAAUUGAAUGUGAUUUAAAUUGGGACAUUUUCAUAGAUAUAAUUAAUGUGUAGAUGAACAGUUUCGGACAUAGUAAGUGGAUUGGCAGUAUAUUUUUUACAUUGAAUUUUUCUUCACUUGUAUAUAAAGACUACCUGUAAGUACUAUUUAUGAGUAUAAGAAAAGAUUGGCAUAUUUUCUUUAACUGAAUAAACUUGACUGUUGAUUUAUAUAACCUGAUUCAACCAAGUUAAUACAUGGCUUCAGUAUGAGAACUUUUCAAAACUAUUUUCUUAACUGAACAUUUGUUUCAUGAGACUACAUUCAACCCUGUCUAUACCUGGCAUAAUUUUAAAAUUAAUUGCUUGCAACCUCACUUUACUAAUAAUGUUUAUUAUGUUUCCUAAUAAUGCAUUGACUAAUCAGGUCUUUAAUUUUUUAUAAAAUCCUCUUUGCAGAAAGUUUAUGUCAAAAAACUGAAGAUACUGUCAUAAGUCUCAAAGUAAUACUUUUUUUGUAUAUGAACCAAGCUGUUGUUUUUACCAUGCAGUAUUGCAUGAUUUCAAGUUAUGUGGAAUUAACCUGAUUCCAGUUUAAUUGUAAUUUGUAACUCCUGUACAUAUCAUUAAAAUAAAUCAAAGCUGAAA